AUGUUCAUAGCAAGUUACUUCGAUCGGAGGGACAAACUGCAGGAGAAGAAGGAGCACAAAGUACACAAUGAGGAAGGGAAAAGAAACAAAAUAGAAAAUGUUUUAAAAAACGCUUUACAUACAUAUAAGGGGAAAAACGAAACAACUCACAACAGGGAAGAAAAGGAGGAAAUUAAAAAAAUCCUGUUAGAAUUCCUAAAGAGGAAGCUAAAGAAAACAAAAAGGAGAAGUAUCAUUAAACCGCCUUCCCCAGAUUAUUAUCAACAUAGUAGUAGCUACCGUCCUGAAGAGGAGAAUUCAAAUUGUGGAAAGCAUGAUUCGCCUGAUGAAUUCACAAGUGAUAGCGAAAUAGAACCCACGAUAAAGGAAAAUAAAAAUUUAAAACAUUGCGCACAAAAAAUAACUCUACUAAAUACCAUCUUAACAUAUGACAAGUUAAAAGAUAUGAAUAUACAAGAGGUCUAUAGAACAAUCGACACGUAUAUUGAUGAGAGUCAACGCGAAAUUAAAGAAAUAAAUGGAAAAUUGGAAAAGAGUGCCGAGAAGGAAUUAAGGAUAGGGAGGGAAAAUCUGUCCAAUUUGUGCUCAAUCAAAAAGGAGUUAGCAAAAAAUAAAAUUUUACAAACAGAAACGGAAGGAAGCUCUAAUGCUAUUGAACAUAUGAUAAGCGAAAUGAAAAUGAUACAAAAAUUAACCAAGCAAAAAGAGUACAUUGUAAUCUUAAAAAAUAGCUUAAUCAGACUUGAUUACGCAAAGAAAUGUGCAGUCAGCAGAAAUUACGACGAAACGUUGAGUAUCAUUUUAGACAUUACCAGGAAAUUUCACUCAUUUAAAAAAAACGGUAAGGAACAAAUUGCGAAGGGGAUUCAAUUUUUUCUACCCAUACUAACAGAAUAUUACAUGAGUAGAACUCAGUUUUUACUCUCUAGCAUUUCGUGGGGUAAUAACAUUUCCAAUGUCUUAACCAACGCACUGGAGCAACUCCUAAACGAUUUUGCCGAUGGUGAUGAUGAGUACUCGUUUAAUGCUGAACAGGAGUUCCCCAUCUUCGCGGAGAAACGACCGUCGGCAGGUGGAACACCCCACGAGUAUACCACUGAAGGGAAUGGUAAUGACACCGCUUUAUCGAAUAACCAUAGUGAGGACAAAGCCAAAAUGCUCCAGGAAAAAAUCAAAAGUGCCGUCAUCUUCAACAGCACGUACAUUUCACUCCUCGAGAAGGAAAGCCACGAAUUUGUACACACACUAAUUAGCUGGAAUUUGAUGCAAAGAAUUGACGACUAUUUAAAGGGCCAAAAAAAUAGGGCAGAUAAUUUUUCUCAUCAUAGAUGUGACUGCCCCGUGAAAUUUAUCGACCAAAUGGCUAACUCCAUAAUCACAUUUUUUAGAUCAUUUUUCCAAAAUGAGAAAAGCCCUCUAUUCAAAAUUGACAAACCGGAGUGGGGACUAAAGUACCUGUUUUACCAGUCCGUGAUUAGCAACACUAUAUUGAAAAUGUUCCUCAAGUUUGUCCAUGAGGGGGACUUUGAGGGAAGCGUGGUGAUGGGCCAGGCGUUGCACGACGUGCUGGGUUGCAGUGGUGAAGGUGGCAAUGAAGGUAGCUGCGAGAGGAGCAAUGAACAUACCGAUGAGCACCGUGGCAGCCGCUCCAGUGAAGACCCUUCAAUGGCUCAACGGCGAAGCCUCACACAGGAUUCCUCUCCCCCAUCAGGAGGCGGCUACGGCACCUCUGAGGACAGCCAACACGAUGAAGACAAGAUAGACAUAAAAAGACUUUACAGGACCUACAGCAUGAUGAGCAGCGAGAAGAAGGAGCACAUCCUAUACGACAUAACGAAUUGCGAACAAGUGAUAAGGAAGCUAAAUUUUAGAAUAAUCACCGAGUGCAGGUUGUACAUACUGAGUCGAUGUGCCUACUUCAUUCAGCUGUACCAUGUGGAAGAAAAUAAGAGUGAAAUAAAAAAGGCAUUUUUAAAUUUCAUACACAACGUUCUCAUGCUGUAUAAAAAAUGGAUGCUAUAUGACGAGAUCAACUGCAAGCAUUUGCUGGACGACUUUCUGAAUAACACUUUUGUGCGAGUGUUAGAUGUGGAAAAGUUCGCACCCGGUGCGCAAAAAAAAGAGAGCAGCAGCGGCGGCAGCCAAGACGCAGAUGCAGGUUUAGUUACAAGUUCAGCUACUGAUGUAGCUACCGGUGAAGUUACCGGUACAGUUGCAUACGAAUCCAACGAGCGCAACAUACAGGAACUGCUCAAAUCAAGAACGGAAGAGCCGAACGAGGUGAAAGGGGUUUACAUGAGAAACUUCUUUCUACUAAUCGAAAAGGACUUCCUUGUUGAUAUUUUGAAGGACAUGGCCACCAACAACUGUUGCGUGAAGUUGAAGAACAAAAUCAUUCUCGAGGAGGCUGACUGCGUUAGUGAGUAUGUCCACAUUUUUAUAGAGUUGCUGAAAAAGGUCACAAAGCGAAUGGCUCUGUUUCAUCACGCCGAGGGGGGGGGAGGUGAACCCCAGGAUGGAAGCUACACUGCCCGCUGCGACCGCUUUGUGGAAGAGUACCUCCACCAGGUGGUGAAGGAGCUACUUCUCAUUGUCAAGGACGAAUUUAGACACCACUGGAACAGCAUAAACGAUCUGAUAGGGGAAUGCAGCAAGACGUGUCUACUCUACGUAUCCUUCUGCUCGAUAAACAAAUUCCUCGCCAUUUUCCAAAACAAGAAAUAUUUGAAAGAAACCAUUUCCAGCUUCAAUCAACUGGAAAAAAAAAUGAUGAAUAAUUUCCUAGACGCAUUUUACCAUUUUAUUUCUAUCAGAAUGUAUAAUUUAUUCUCAACGAAUAAUAUUUUUCAUGAGUACAUCCUGAGCAAUCUUUUUAAGAUGAAAAAAUGCCUCCCAGAUGAUCUAUUUCAAAAUUUGUGCAGCAAGAUAUUGCAGAAAUUAGACUCCAAAAUUUUAUCUUUCCUGAUGAACCAAAGAAAUACAUAUUUACACAACGAAUGUAUAUUCAAUACAUUUAUUAGUAAUGCUUCUUUGAUUCUGCAUCAACUGGACGACCUUCACAUGAAGACAGAGGGUGGUGAUGGUGAGACUUGCCCCAUGCCACGUUUAGAAGAAAUUGUCCACCUGAUGACAGAUGAUGUAGAUAUUUUGAAGAAAAGAAUUCAUCAACUUAAAAGCAAUUAUAAUUUGUUGAUAUAUAAUCGUAAUAAGAAUUGGCUAGUUCAGGUCACCAAAAUUACCAAUGCACUUUUGCGAGACGAUGAUGAAGAGGAUUCCAGUGAUGAGCACGCGCCACUUCAUUCCCUUCGUGGAAAGGAGGAUGCAAAUAAGGCUUGCAAAAUUUCGCUGAAAAAAAUCAAAGCGCUCCUUUUGAAGCGGCCGGACAUAAGGCAAAUUGCGGAGAAGUCCAUCGUCAUUCAGGAGUUCAUCCAAGUGUAG
Molecule: messenger RNA, 3438 nt
Organism: Plasmodium fragile
Lineage: Eukaryota; Apicomplexa; Aconoidasida; Haemosporida; Plasmodiidae
Exons: 1
Coding region: 1-3438 (1145 amino acids)
Source: RefSeq, a predicted model, not a curated record